GAAUAAUCGUAAAAUGCUUAUGGCAUGUUUCAGAUACCUCAAGUGAGCUAUGCGUCAACAAGUACUGAAUUAUCCGACAAAAGUCGUUUCGAAUAUUUCAGUAGAGUCGUACCACCAGACAGUUUUCAAGCUCAGGCCAUGGUCGAGGUGAUACAUCGUCUAGGAUGGAAAUAUGUUUCCACGGUUGCCGUCGAAGGUGAUUAUGGUGAAAAGGGUAUAGCAAGUUUCAUAUCGUUAUCCAUGGAAUAUAACAUUUGCGUAGCUGUAAGUGAAAAAAUCUUACGAAAUUCGAAAACAGAAGACUUUGAUAGGAUUGUCGAGAGAUUAAGCACGAAACACAAUGCUCGAGGAGUCGUUUUGUUCGUUGAUGAGGAUAAUAUAAGAAAACUACUUCAAGCUACUGUGAGAGCCAAUCGUACGGGUCAUUUCAUGUGGGUUGGUAGUGACUCCUGGGGUGCUAAAGUUUAUCCGGUUCGAGAUCAAGAAUUUGCUGCAGAGGGUGCUAUCACUAUACUACCCUUUAGGACUGCCCUUCAAGGUUUUGACGAAUAUUAUUUAAAUCUUCGUCCAAGAAUGGCUAAUGAAUGUCAAGGACAAACUGAGAGUAAUGUACCACAUGAAUCAUUGCCUGGAAAGAUAGUAAAUUGUAGGAAUAUAUGGUUCCGUGAAUUCUGGUCACAGCAUCAUAAAUGCACUUUUAGUAAAAAUGCUUCUACCGAGAAGACGACGAUAUGCACUGGUACUGAAGAGCUUAAGGAUUACGAGCAAGAAGGGCUAGUACCUUUCGUUGUCGAUGCUGUGUAUGCAAUGGCUCACGGGGUUCACAACGUGAUAGAAGAAGAAUGCGUAAAUGAAUUUCCUGGAAUGCAUUAUGUUUGCGAAGCUUUGAAACCUGCACCCGAUGGCCAACAACUUCUACAAUAUAUUCGAAACGUUACCUUCAUUGGUCGUCAAGGUACAGAAAUUAAAUUUAAUAUCAACGGCGACGCCUAUGGGUUUUAUAAUAUUUAUCAAUAUCAACGUAACGAAGAGAAUCGUUUCGAUUACACUCUAAUUGGAACUUGGAAAGAGGAAUUGGCUUUUGAUAUCAAUAUGACCAGAUGGGCAACAGGAGCUGGUGAAUUGCAUAUACCAAGAAGUUCAUGCAGCGAUAAUUGUCCCUUAGGUCAUGUGAGAAAUUUCCAGGAGGCAUGUUGUUGGAGAUGUGUAGCUUGUAGAGAAGAUGCUUACGUGUUUAACGAUACCUGCAGUAGCUGUGGACCAGGUUAUGCCCCGGACGAAACAAAAACAAGUUGUAUUAAACUAACAGCCGAAGUUAUAUCAUGGACUAGUCCUUGGGCAUUAGUACCACUUGUGUUCGCAUCCAUUGGAAUUCUCAGUACACUUUUCACUACGUUUGUAUUUAUUCGAUUCAAUCGUACACCAGUGAUCAUGGCUUCCGGUCGUGAAUUAUGCUACGUAUUACUCGUCGGUAUUUUAUCUUGUUACGGAAUGAGUUUUGUUAUAUUGAGCAAACCAACAACAUGGAAUUGCACGUAUCUUCGUAUUGGUUUAGGACUUUGUUUGAGCAUUUGCUACAGCGCUAUACUUACCAAAACUAAUCGCAUUUCACGUAUAUUCAAUCAAGGUACGAAAAGUAUCAAAAGACCAUCCUAUACUUCCCCAAAGAGUCAAGUUGUUAUUGCUAUCGGGAUCACUGCAGUCCAACUGAUCGGUGCCAUAGUUUGGCUAAUUAUUGAACCACCUGACACAACAGAAAUCCAUCCGUAUCCAUUAUCAGCUGUAUUGACAUGUCGAGUCUCAACGUUCUCAUUGAUGAUGUCUCUAGUGUAUAAUAUGUUCCUAAUAUUGAUGUGUACAUUGUACGCAUUUAAAACAAGGAAAAUACCAGAAAACUUUAACGAAGCUAAGUACAUUGGUUUUACCAUGUACUCGACUUGUAUAGUCUGGCUUGCAUUUGUUCCUAUAUAUUUUGGAUCGAAAAACGAUUACAAGGUUCAAAUAGCAAGCAUGUGCAUGUGUAUCAACAUCUCAGCAUCUGUUGCUCUUGGUUGUUUAUUCACACCUAAGGUUUAUCUUGUAUUAUUUCAACCGUACAAGAACGUUAGACCUGGUCCUAACCCAGGAGGUGUACACAGUAGUAACAGACAAACAUUCAUGACACGAUUUUCCGGUGCAAGGAGUCAAACGAUGCAAAGUAUGACCUCGGGUUCACGUAGCAGUCCACUUCCAUCGCGUGCAUCUCGAAGUGAGCAAAAACAUGCAAAUGGUGAAACUCAAGCACUUGCAAGCCCGUCAGUCGAAGAAGCAGUAUCAGUUAGCUAGGUCGCUCUCAUACACCUCCCACCUUAUUCAGAGCAUCAUUCAAAGUUGCAUGAGAACGGGGUGAUGGAGGUGUAUGUCGAUGAGGGAAUCGCUAAAAAAACCGAAAAACUAUCGAUCGUUAGUGAAUUAUCCGAGUUGCCAGAUGUGCCAAGUUCUGACGAGGAGGAGGAGAAGGAGGACUGUUGCGACCUUGAACAGACAACAACACCGAUCAACAGUAUCUCCGAAAAAAUAGACGUUUCAACGAAAUUGAACGACGAGGAAACUCCUAUUGGAUUUAUUUACAGUGCAUCACCGACGUUCUCCGAAUUUUCAUCAUAGUGUUCGACGACAUUUAAAUCGUUUCUUAACAACUUUCAUCGAAUUAUACGAUUAUGAUAUCUAUAUACUUGAGUACAGUUUUUUACUCUUGAGAUUAAAAAAAAAAUAAUAAUAACUAUACGAAAAGAUCUCUUUUUUUACUAUUUCAAUUAAUAAAAAUUGAUCGGGGAAGGAUUUUUGCCCUAAAAGUUUUAUGAUACUAAUUGAUCUAAUCGAUCGCGUGUUUAUUCGUACGUAUAUCAUCUAAUAAUCUAAACGUUCAUUCAUAAGCGAUAUUUUACACAAAAUUUGUCAUUUUCUAAUAUAAAGAUUUCAGAAAAAAAAGGAAAGACAAAAUUGAUCGAUAAAAAAGAUUGAAUUAAUUUUUAACGAGAAUAAUUAAUUCUAAUCUCUAAAGAAAUUUUUUUUAUUGUUUAAUCAUCUAUUUAUUCGGAGAAAAUUCUAUGUAAAAUAUUUACACGUAAAUAAUAUAUAUAUACGAUAUAUUAAAUUGAUUUUUCAAUCGAAUUAAAUGAAAACAUUAUUAAUUAUCACGUCGUUAAUUAUUAAGACGAUAUUGUACAAAAAAAUUAGUAGAGGCCAAAUUGAAAAAAUAAAAUAAAAAAAAAAUACUUGCAGCACGAUAAGAGAAUUGCUAGAUAAGAGAAAAAAAAUAAAAAUACACGAUGAAUAAUAAAAAUAUUAAUAAUAAUGAAGAUGAUGAUGAUGAUAACGAUAGUUUUUAGUCCUGUAAUUAAUGAUGAUCGUGUCUAUAUUUGUAGCGAGAAUAAUUAAUUAAUAAGCGUAAAGAAAAUUUCCAACUUUCUUUCAUUUUGCUUUCUUUCGAUAUAUUGAUACAUUUUUUGUUUGGCAAAAAAAUAUUAAUAUCGUUGCAUAUCGGGGAGAAAAAAAGAAAGAAAAUGAUGUUUAUAACUUAUACGCGCGUUUAAUAUAAUAAGGCUCUGAAAUACUUUCAACGAACAUCGAUUUUUAAAUAACAACAUUUCUCUUCCUGUUAAUCGGCUCUAUUUCUCAUAUUUCUAUUUGCGUCGUCUCGAUGAGCACCGCUGUUUUUGUACCGAUAAUAACAUUUCUAAUAAAAUAUAUUAAAAUAUUAGAAGAAGAAAAAUGAAAGGAAAAAAAAAUCUCUUAGAUAAAUAAUUAUGUAAUAAUAAUAAUAAUAAUAAUUGUGUCUAUAUAUAUGAGAGAAUCAAAUUUUCAUAGCAUAUAUAUGCAAAGUGUUCGAGAUUUUUCGGAUUAAACGGUGUUUGUGUAUUCUAUGCACGAAUAUAUAAUAUAUUAUUUAUAUAGCAUUUUUUCUUCAUAUUUUUUUUGCAUAGAAUACAUUUAAAUCGUUUUGUCAGAAAAACUUCAGACACCUUAUAUAUAUAUGCAUGUACUUACAUAUUGUAAAUAAUAUCAAAUCAUUGAUAGCUUUCUUUACAAAAAAAAAAACGUGUUCGCAUUCUUUAGUAUAUAUUAUUACUACGUAUACACAAUUGCGAAUAAUGAGAUAAUUAUUUUAUAAAAAAAAAAAAAUAAG
Messenger RNA from Polistes canadensis, 4168 nucleotides. Its product is annotated as metabotropic glutamate receptor 7-like. The transcript has 14 exons. The coding region runs from base 25 to 2325 and encodes 766 amino acids. Gene Ontology annotation, molecular function: adenylate cyclase inhibiting G protein-coupled glutamate receptor activity. Gene Ontology annotation, biological process: G protein-coupled glutamate receptor signaling pathway; regulation of synaptic transmission, glutamatergic. The record is from RefSeq and is a predicted model, not a curated record. NCBI's taxonomy places the organism in Eukaryota, Metazoa, Arthropoda, Insecta, Hymenoptera, Vespidae. Gene Ontology annotation, cellular component: membrane.